AUGAAAGUGGUUCUCAAUGAUGAUCAAUAUUUAUUAACUAUUUCCGAACAAAGAGAAAGAGUAGAUGAUAUUUUAGAGCUAUGGGAUAGAGAAGCAGGUUUGGAACAAUAUCCAGCUUUAAAGGGAUUCUUAAGACAAAGACUGGGUGCACUUUUGGAUUCACAAGUAAUUCCAUUCACUCCAGAGAAAAGUAAUUUCGAUCCGCUCAAUGACAUUCGUGGUGGAAGAGGUAAGUUAGAAGAAUUGUUUGGUGCAUCACCACAAAUCUAUGAUACCGGUUCCAAUUUCGGUCGUAAUGGAGGAUACGUUCCUCCACAAGUCUACGAUACUGCUGCCAGCUUUGGUGUACAACAAACAUCACAGUAUCCAUCAAGCGGACGUAAUGGAGGAUACGUUCCACCACAAGUCUACGAUACCGCCGCCAGCUUUGGUGUACAACAAACAUCACAGUAUCCAUCAAGUGGACUUAUUCCACCACAAGUCUACGAUACCGCUGCUAGUUUCGGUCAAACUCCACAAUCUGGUCCAAAUUCAAUCGGUGGUCAAUCUGGAUCCGGUGUUGCUUCCGGACCCUAUGGAUCCUACGGUCAAUCCGGACAAUAUUACGGUGGUACCAACCCAGCCAACUAUCUCGCUGGUCUUCCAUUCAUCCAACCAUUCCAAAACACAAUUGCCAACAAUGGUAAUGGUGGACUCCUCGGUGGUAGUUUCCUAACUGGUGCCAAUGGUCGUCAAUCUCUAUUUAACGUUUUAUCUUGGGUGUUUGGCAAUGGUCCAUGGGUUGGUCCACAAACUUAUGGUGGAACUAUCCAAGGUCCAGUCGUUUCGGCCAUUCCAACCUCUGUUCCAACUGGAUUCAGUUCAUCCACCAAUGCCGGCACCGGUAUCUCAUCCCAACCAUACCCAAUCGUACCAAGCAAAAUUGAAGAAGUUUUAAGACAAUUACAAUUGGAACAUUAUCAAAGACAACAAGUACAACAACAACAACAACAACAACAAUAA
Molecule: messenger RNA, 1002 nt
Organism: Heterostelium album PN500
Lineage: Eukaryota; Evosea; Eumycetozoa; Acytosteliales; Acytosteliaceae
Exons: 2
Coding region: 1-1002 (333 amino acids)
Source: RefSeq, a predicted model, not a curated record